ACAGGCGGACAUGGAACUCAAAAAAGUUUAGGUCUCUUGUCCACUGAAACAGCUCUCGAUCCGAAAAGCGAUGAGUUUCCGGAGCCUGUGUUUGUCACAGCAACGUCGGACAAUCACUUUAGGGAAGCACUAACACUGAUUGCAAGUAUACGGAAACUGUGGCCGCAGAAGAAGAUUGUCGUCUACAACUUGGGACUAAGCCCGAAGAUUAUACAAAUGUUGAAGGCAAAAUGUUUCGUGGAGUUGCGCAGUUUUCCCAUUCUCUACCUAUCCGCCUUAUCUUAUGAAAUCCAAUUGGAUCAGUAUAGAUGGAAACCCCUGCUGAUCGCGAUGGCGGUGAAGGAAUUCGGAGCCGUCUGGUAUAUGGAUACAUCGAUACGAUGGAAAACAGAUCGAUUAAACCAGGUGUACGACGAGAUUCGAUGUCGGAAAGAUCACGGCUGGUCGGAGUGA
Molecule: messenger RNA, 453 nt
Organism: Ostertagia ostertagi
Lineage: Eukaryota; Metazoa; Nematoda; Chromadorea; Rhabditida; Trichostrongylidae
Source: the annotation of a GenBank genome assembly